AUGGUAUCAAUUUUAGGGAUUGUAUUUGCUUCUUUCAUCUCCUACGCUAUUGCUUAUUGUUCUGCUAGUACCUCAUUCAAUAUUGGAGGCAUUGAAUAUAAUUAUGAUAGUAUAAGAGAAGUUUCUCCAGGCUUUUUUGAGUCGAUACCAGACGCAGACACGUCCAGAAGGCUGGCCAAUUUAUCUCAAGAAGAAAAAAGAGAAUAUGCUAGACAAAAAAGGGCCAUUCUGUUCAAUGAAUCGAGUGCUGAUUUGCCUGCUUCAAUGCAAUCGCCGACUCCGGUGUAA
Molecule: messenger RNA, 288 nt
Organism: Ogataea parapolymorpha DL-1
Lineage: Eukaryota; Fungi; Ascomycota; Pichiomycetes; Pichiales; Pichiaceae
Exons: 1
Coding region: 1-288 (95 amino acids)
Source: RefSeq, a predicted model, not a curated record